Molecule: messenger RNA, 393 nt
Organism: Oryctolagus cuniculus (rabbit)
Lineage: Eukaryota; Metazoa; Chordata; Mammalia; Lagomorpha; Leporidae
Source: RefSeq, a predicted model, not a curated record
AUGGUCAAGUGCAAGACUUAUACUACACAUAACCAGUUGUGUAAGUGGCAAAGAAAUGGCAUCAAGAAACCCUUUUCACAAAGAUACACAUCACUUAAAUGGGUGGAUCCCAAGUUCCUGAGGAACAUGCGUUUUGCCAAGAAACGCAACAAGAUGUUGGCCAACAGUGCCAAGGCUAUGAGUGCACAUGCUGAAGCUAUUCAGGCCAUUGUCAAGCCUAAGGAAGUUAAGCCCAUGAUCCCAAAGGGUGUCUGCCACAAGCUUGAUCAACUUGCCUAUAUUGUGCACCCCAAGCUUGGGAAGUGUGCUUGUGCCUGCAUUGCCAAGGGUCUUAGGCCAUCCAGGCCAAAGGCCAAGGCCCAGGCCCAAACCAAGCCUCAGGCCAAGGCCUAG